AUGUCAGCAUCAGCUAGUAAAGUUAAUAGUAUUGCAGAAAUCUUCCCAAACCACAGGAGAGAUACUAUUGAAGCUCUCUUGAAGGAAUUAGAUGGUGAUGUUGAUGCAACAAUCGCGAUUUUACUUGACACACCAGAAAACACUCCACCACCACCAGAAUCUAGCAAACCACCAAGUCACGCAUCUGCAAAAUCAUCAUCUACUACUUCUACUCAUCAUCAUCACACUGGAAGCCACACUGCGGCUAAACCAGCACAAUCUCAUCACUCCUCAAGAAAGCAAUCACAUGUACCUAAGUUAGAUCACAUUUUUGAUGAUGAUUUCUUAAGAUGGCCAGAUGAUGCUGAAGUAGUUCGUGUUUCUCAUGAUGGAAGAACUUCUCCAUAUCCAGAUGACAUUACAUCCACAGUUGAUUUACCAGUUUCAACAGAUUCAGUAUCGAAUGCAGAUUCCACAGCUUUAGGAGCAGAUACUGCUUACCAAACAUCAGGAACUAUUCCUGUUUAUCCAAAGUCAGGUUCUCAAUAUGCCGAACAAGAAGAUUAUCUUUUACCAAGUAUUGGAGUUGAUGCAAAUCUUAUUCCUGGUGUGGAUGCUGAUUCAAAGCAGACUGCAAGCUGGUGGGAUAAUUUCAAGGCAAGAUUCUCAAAGAAGAAAGGAAAUCAUUAUCAAAGUCUAAACUAA
Molecule: messenger RNA, 684 nt
Organism: Trichomonas vaginalis G3
Lineage: Eukaryota; Parabasalia; Trichomonadida; Trichomonadidae
Product: CUE domain containing protein 1 family
Exons: 1
Coding region: 1-684 (227 amino acids)
Molecular function (GO): ubiquitin binding
Source: RefSeq, a predicted model, not a curated record